Acaromyces ingoldii is the source of this 2325-nucleotide messenger RNA. RefSeq lists its product as hypothetical. The record is from RefSeq and is a predicted model, not a curated record. Lineage: Eukaryota; Fungi; Basidiomycota; Exobasidiomycetes; Exobasidiales; Cryptobasidiaceae. The coding region runs from base 423 to 2150 and encodes 575 amino acids. The transcript has a single exon.
CUACAUACGAUUAACAAUCUUGAUGUGGAACAUUUGAGUCAAAUUGGCGUUCCUCAGGCAAUGCAAAGCUACAUCAGGCCAGGCCAAGGCAACUCCUCCUCCCUUUCCCCAUCGUCCUCCGACCCAUCCAGAGCACAUCGAUAGGUGCCUCUUCUGCAGUUCACGACACCGACCUGAUUAGAUCACUGCCAAGUCCGCCGCUUGCAUCACUUCCGACACCUACGAUCUCUUCGUCUCCUGACCACUCUUGCUGCCUGCCGUCGGGGAUUGAAAGGAGGGAAGAAAAAGCCACACGAUCUGCACGCCCUUCCCCUCUUUCUUUGCGUGCCAUCCUGCCUCUGGGUGUUGGAAAUUUCUUGGCCUCCCUAGCCUGCACUUCGACUUUGCUUUGCAACCACCAAAGCAGGUAGAUCAUCCAAGCCAUGUCGAGUUCUUGCAGCUCGCAGGCCACUGCGACUUUCUUCUCUACGAGCACCGGCUUCGUCACGGGCACGAGUGUGACGACCGAGUACACGACAGUCAGCGCUGCAAGCGGCUUGCUUGGCGGUGUGCAGUCCAGCGUCCGAACAGUGACCACAACUUCGACGACGACGGAGCUUGUGCCCACCUCGACGGCUUACCAGACCCAAUGCACCACGGAGCAGAAUGGCGGCUCGACCUCGCCCACUUCGACGCCCACUUCCGCCGCUACCUCUACGGCUCAGACGUCGCUCUCGACAAUCUCUGCCUCGCAAAAUGCCAACGGCGAAUCAGUGGCACCCAGCGUCGUCGUUGUGACUGUCGGGGGUGGUAAUCAGACUGCCUACGCCACCGUUACGCCUUCUUCCACGCCCACAUCUACAUCAAGCGCUAGCAACAGUGGCAGCGGGGGCGGCACGAACACGGGCGCAAUCGCUGGUGGCGUCGUGGGGGGCGUUGUUGGCCUGGUCCUGCUUGCACUCCUGGGCUGGUUCCUACUCCGAAAGAGCCGCCGGGACUCGAGGAACCUCGAUGACUUUUUCAAGGACCCGACCUACGGUCGAAGGACGGGUGGCAACGAUGAAGACGAUGGUCGGCCAGCGGGUGGAGCGAUGGCAGCAGAUGAUCCCUACGACACGGCACCCCCGCAGAGCGAAUACGGAGGCGGUGGUGGUAUGUCAGAGUACGGUGGUCGGAGAGCCUCAAACCAGUUGCAAUUCCACAAUUUUAAUGAGCAACCUGGCAAUGGCGGCGGUGCGCCUCCGCACUGGAAUGCAGCAGCAAAAAGCGCCGCUCCUGCUGGUGCCGCUGCUGCUGCUAGCCUUGCUUCGCCCACGACGACUGAAAGGGCCCCGGGGAAUGCAGGCUGGGGCGCACACGGACUUCGCGAUUCUCAGGGUCAAGGCGUGCUGGGCAGAGCGGGAAGCGCCACGAGCCAGCGUUCGCAACCGGAGCUCAUCAAGGCCUCAUCGCGCCCGGCAUCCAUGGCCGGCGGUCCUCCUACGUCGAGGCCAAAUUCGCCUCCUGCGAUGGUGCGCAACUCCUCCUCUUCCCCCAUGACUUCACCACGCCGCCAGACAGUGGAGAUCGGUGCGACAUCGUCGGCACCCAAUACAUUCUCGCGUGGCUCGACAAGGCAUCACAGCCUCAAUGGCGCCAGUGCCGGCUCCAACGUUGCUUCGUCGCCAGACCGGCCGCAAAGCAUCUCGGGUAUAGAGCGUCGGCAGUCGCCACCCUUGUCGGCUGCGGACUACCCGCCAUCGCGAUACAGCCACCUGGACAGCAUGUGGCGCACACCUGAAGAAGCAGCCGCCAAGUCGAACCAGAGCACACCCACCUCGCUCGGCCCUGCGACGCCCGCCAAUGGGGCCGCAGGCAUCCUCGCACCCCCUCCCAUCACUUUGGAUCAGGAGCCGCACAAGCAGCUUGAGCAGGCCUCUUUGGUCACUGACGACGACGAUGACGAGGCACAACACUGGCUCAAGCCAGAGACCGCCGCAUCUGCUGCUGCCAUUGAGGCGUACCACAAGACAAUGGUGCAGACGAUGUCGCAAAAGAGGCUUCCGUCAAAGACCGCGAAACAAUUCGAGGACGAAGACGAAGCCCACGGCAUCGCCCUGGCCAACAAACUAUGGGGAAACGAAGCCAGGAGACUCGUCUUGACAAACGCCCAGCCCGUUGCGACGCCAUGAUGUGCGCGCGGCUUCAUCACUCUUUUCAAAAGUUUCUCCUCUCUCUCUCUUCUUUAGAUAGAUACCAAGAUGAUUCAAUUGCUUCUUUCCCUCCUGCUGGUGCUUGUCAUGUCGACACUUGUUACAUAGCUUCAAAUGAUCUCUACUGAUUGGGGAAUUCACGCAUUGCGAUGAU